CAGACUACAUCUCCCAUGGUGCCCUCCUCCAAGAGGCAGGCGGUCAUGCGGGUGGAAACAGCAGUGGGCAUCCGCUGCGCCGCGCGAGCGCAACACUCGGAGCGAAAGAUGCACGAAGCGGAGGACGGCGGCAGCGGCGGAGCCGCGAGCCCCUGCGCGGCCGCGCGCAUCGUGGCCGCCAAGUCCGCGGAUGUGGAUGCGGCGGCGGAGGUCGAGGGCGCGAAGGAGCGGGCCUCCAAGCUGUGCGGGUACUUGAACAAACUGUCCGGCAAGGGGCCUCUCAGGGGCUACAAGCCCAGAUGGUUCGUGUACGAUCCCAGGAAAUGUUACUUGUAUUACUUCAAGACUCCCCAAGACGCCUUGCCGCUCGGCCACAUCGAAAUCGGCGACGCGUGCUUCAGUUACGACGUGGAGGGGGAGGAGGGUCAGUUCGAGAUCCGCACCACCGGGAAGGAGUUUCUCAUGAAGGCCCCCACCAGGCAGGUGAUGCAUUUCUGGCUCCAGCAGUUGCAGCAGAAACGUUGGGAGUACAGCAACACGCGAGGCUCCGGUCAGAGAGACAGCUGGAGCUCGCCGACCCUGGCCUUCCCCCCCACGGGCCUCGUGGGCAAAGACAAUUAUGCACCCGUCUUUCCCAAGCAAAGUGACGGCAUGGAGAAGGUCCGUAGCGACUUUGCCAUGGAGACGGAGAGCGAUGGUGGGGGAAUGGUGGGGAUCCAGUCAGCCCGGGGGCCUUCUGCCACCAACCCCCUCAACUUCUCCCUCAAAAACUUCGGCACAGAACUCCGGAACUCCAUGUCUUAUCUGCGGCCGGGCAGAGGAGCUGAGAGCAGACGCAGCAUGUUUUACGCCAACAGCAACAGCAGCGCCGAGGAGUGGGAGCUGGUGGACACGCCGACCAAGGACUUCCCUGAACAACAGAAGCAUCACACGGACACACACAGGCAUUCCUUCGGGUCGGCGUUCCAUUUCGACUUUGCGCGCACCGCGUCGCGGCCCAAGAAGCCGUUGCUGCGCGACAUGAUGGCCUCCGGGAGGUUCGGCCGCAGCGCCGAGACGCGCAGCGCCGAGAGCCCCCCGGUGGAAUGCAACGGCAGCCGACCGUCGGACGUGGCGCUUCGCCUCCAGAGCCAACAGGAAGAACUCUGCCGCAUGCAGCGCGAGCAGGCCGACCUCCGGGGGGAGCUGGCCAGCCAGAAGGAGUUGGUGAGACUUUUGCAGCAGACUCUGAGGACCUCUCAGUGCGAUCGGCAGCCAGUUCCCCGUCCGGCUCCAGAUUCCUCCGCAGCUUCAGACCACACUCCAGGUUUGGCAGGAACCCAGCAGGAGAACGGCCAGCUGGAGGCUCUCCUUCAAGAAAGAGACGGACAGGUCCAGGACUUGUGUGGCCACAUGGAGCGGCUCGCCUUGGAGAAGGAGAGUCUGCAACAAGAGCUUAAGGGCCUGAAGAUAAAGGUGGGCGACAUAAACGAUCAACUGGGGAUGCUGAUGGAGACCAUCCAGGCCAAGGACGAAGUCAUCAUCAAGCUGUCGCAGGAGAGUUCGGAGCAGAGCGCCACUCAGAGCGACGGCUCCCCUUUACCCGUCAAAGAUCAGGAGGAGAUGGACAUCCUGAAGGACAGUCUUCAAGGCUACAAAUCCCAGAACAAGUUCCUGAACAAAGAGAUCCUGGAGUUGACAGUAUUACGCAGAAACGCAGAGAGUAGAGAAAAGGUUUUAGAAGCAAAGUGUACGGCCCUGGAGGCCAAGCUUUGCCAGGUGGAGAGUAAGUAUCUGGUACUGCUUCAGGAAUUGAAGAACCCCGUAUGCUCGUCUUCGGAACAGAGCCCCGCCCGAGAAGUCAUCUCCCGGUUGUUGGAGGACGCGCUGCAGGCAGAAAGCACCGACCAUCCAGACCACCCCAUCUUUAAGCCAAACACUGUCAGUGAGUACGACACGUUCGGCUUCAAGACGGUGCCCGAGGAGGAGGAGGAAGAGGAGAGGCUGGUUGCCAAGGUGAGAGCCCUGGAGCUGAAGUCCCUCUCCAUGACGGAUCAGGAGGUGUCCAUCGGCGUGAAGUGGGAGAACUAUCUGGCCAGCACCAUGAACAGAGACCUGGUGCGCUCCCCCGAGCUUAAGGCGCUGUUCCGCUACGGCGUGCCCCACGAGCACCGCUCCCAGGUGUGGCGCUGGUGUGUCUCCUUCCACGUCAAGAAGUUUCGGAACAACUUGGCUCCCGAUUACUAUGAGACCCUGCUGAACGUUGCGAGGGACAAGCCCAACCCGGCCUCCAAGCAGAUCGAGCUGGAUUUGCUGCGUACUUUGCCCAACAACAAGCACUAUUCCUCCCCGAGUGCAGACGGCAUCCAGAAACUCCGCAACGUCCUGAUGGCGUUCUCCUGGAGGAAUCCAGAUAUUGGCUACUGUCAGGGGCUAAACAGGCUGGCGGCCAUUGCCUUGCUCUAUCUGGAGCAAGAGGACGCCUUCUGGAGCCUUAUAGCCAUUGUGGAGGUCUUCAUGCCGAGAGAUUAUUACACCAAGACUCUGCUGGGCUCACAGGUGGACCAGCGUGUGUUCAAGGACCUGAUGUGCGAGAAGCUCCCCCGGCUUCACGCCCACUUUGAGCAGUACAAGGUGGACUUCUCCCUCAUCACUUUCAACUGGUUCCUGGUGGUGUUUGUGGACAGUGUGGUGAGCGACAUCCUCUUCAAGAUCUGGGAUUCCUUUCUGUACGAAGGUCCUAAGAUCAUAUUUCGCUUCGCCCUCGCUCUCUUCAAGUACAAAGAGGAAGAGUUUUUGAAGCUGGAGGACUCAACCGCCAUCUUUAAAUAUCUCCGAUACUUUACACGCACAAUCCUGGAUUCAAGGAAGCUGAUGAACAUCGCCUUUGGUGACAUGAACCCUUUCCCGAUGCGACAAAUUCAGAACCGCCGCUCCUUCCACCUGGAGAAGGUCCGCCUGGAGCUGACCGAGCUGGAGGCCAUCCGACAGACCUUCCUCCGGGAGAGAGAGACGAGUCAGGAGAGACGGAGCUUCGUCAGCGACGAUGAGGAGGAUAACUGACGUUAAGGAUGGCGCUCACGUGUUGCGGUUGUGAAGCGUUUUACACAUAAAAUGGUUCGAGUUAGUCGGAUAUCAGAGCGCGGCCGAUGGACUCUCUAUGCAGUUUUGAGUGAAACUGCGUCAGAACCUUAACUUUGAAAGCCAAAUGUGCCUUUUCUCAGUAUUCCUGCCAUUUAAAUGCUUUAUUUGUCGUAUGCUUGUGUGUACGUGUCUAAUGCACAGCUCUUCAACCUCCAAUGCCAGAGCACGUGUAAUUCUUUUAUACAUCACGGGUCAGACCAGAUGACUAGAGACGUUCCUGUUGAGAUAUUAAACAGGUUGUCAGUCUGUAUUUGAGUCUUUUUAAGGAGUAUCCCUCUCAAUAUGUUAUUUUAUUCUUCGGGUAAUUUCAUCACUUACUACUCCCAAACACACGUCUGAAAGCCUUGAACCGUUUUGCACCUUCAUCUGUCGUUAAAUUAACGAUAAAACUGUUUAACGACUACUGUGUUUGGUUAGGAGAAGGUUUCAAAUUGGCUUUGAAAUCCCAAACUAUAUGAAUGUAUCCAUUAUUUGGCUAUAGUAAGUAGUUCAAUCUGUGUAUUUUGAUCAAUUUGGCUUUGCUUGUUUUAGUAAUAUUCUGGAUUUCUUUAUUUUUGGGUUUGUUACAUGCUAAAAUGAUUUGAUUUCCCCUGACUGAAGCCUACUUUGCAAGAAACGCAGAAAAUGCACAAUGCUGGAUUACAUUUCAGAUGUAUUUGCAUUAAUUGUCCUCAGUGUGGCAGUGUAACAUUUGUCUUUCAAAGUGUUACCCAAACGUACUCUCAGCAUGUCAGUCGACAUUGUUCAGAAUAUAAAUCUAGCUUUUAAUAGACAAGGGAAGUGUUUCGGGAGCAUCUUUCCGUCAUCUAGGUACUUAUUGAAGACAUUUACUCUUAGCACUGUGAUGAAACCACGUUUAUAUACAGCAACUGUCAUUCGAAUGGUAAUCUGCAAGAGAGGAAGGUGGGGUUUUUUACGCAGCCCCUUCUCUUUUGUCGAUGUAUUGUUUACACUUUUUCUUUCCUAUAUCUUUGUAUUACUUGACCCUACUUGCUCUGGACGGAUUUUCCUGUGCUGUUCGCUGUGGACUACCUUUUCUUUGUUGGCCUUUGGCGUUCAGCUUGUGAACAAAUGGCCAAACCGGUUCUUUGCAAUGAUUGAAAUGUGAAUGGGAAAACCUUUUAGAAGAAGAGAUCCAAUGUGUUCGUUUUCAUGAGAGCAGGUCUUUCAUGAGACCCGACUUCAGUCAGUUCAGGAUGGAAAGAUGUCUGAGGACGAGUCACUUUGUCCGAGGGCUCAUGCAGCAGGUUUGCUCAUAUUUUCUUGUUGGAGUAAGCUAUGUUUAAUGUUAUCACCUAUUCUUUUUAUCUCUCUUUAGCCUUUCCCUGCAAUGUAUUGCACACGUGUAACUCCCAAGAUGACAUCAGAAUAUCAUUGGCCACUUUUUUUUUGUAAACGUCUAUGAUAUCUUGUUAAUCUGUAUCACUUAUAGAAACGUUUUCAUGUUACAGAAUGUUGUAUAUGCCAAUGUACGCUUUGGCAAAGACAUGUGCAGGUGUUGAUGAGAAAUAAAAAGCCCCCGCUCGCUGUAA
Messenger RNA from Gasterosteus aculeatus aculeatus (three-spined stickleback), 4655 nucleotides. RefSeq names its product TBC1 domain family, member 2B (gene tbc1d2b). NCBI's taxonomy places the organism in Eukaryota, Metazoa, Chordata, Actinopteri, Perciformes, Gasterosteidae. Gene Ontology annotation, biological process: regulation of GTPase activity. The record is from RefSeq and is a predicted model, not a curated record. Gene Ontology annotation, molecular function: GTPase activator activity; small GTPase binding.